UGCCACGUUUAAAAACAGAUUCAUAACAAGGUACUCCAAAACAAAAUGAAUGUUGGUGUAGCCCACAGUGAGGUGAACCCCAACACUCGGGUCAUGAACAGUCGAGGGAUCUGGCUGACCUAUGCCCUCGGUGUUGGAAUGCUUCACAUUGUGCUCUUGAGCAUACCCUUCUUCGGUGUACCUGUGGUGUGGACUCUCACAAAUGUUAUACACAAUUUUGGGAUGUAUGUCUUCAUGCAUGCAGUGAAAGGCACUCCGUUUGAGACCCCAGACCAAGGCAAAGCCCGGCUCCUGACACAUUGGGAACAGUUGGAUUACGGCGUGCAGUUCACAUCAUCCAGAAAAUUCUUCACUAUCUCCCCAAUCAUUUUAUAUUUUCUUGCCAGCUUCUACACAAAGUACGACACAACACACUUUGUCAUAAACACUGCUUCCCUUUUGAGCGUGCUGAUCCCCAAAUUGCCACAACUACAUGGAGUCCGAAUCUUUGGCAUCAACAAGUAUUAAUCUGAGUGUUAAGAGGGUCAGUGGUGUGUGACCAACUCUCAAAGGAGCUCUUGCCUCAUAGCAAGAUGAAUAGUUAACCCUAUGUACUCUGUACCACUGGAGUGUGUACUAAGCAGUUUUGUACAGUAUGUGCAAUUAUCACUCAUUGUUUAGAUACGUCAGGUAGUGGGAGAAUGAGCGAGAAUGCCAUGUGCAUUACUAAC
Oncorhynchus gorbuscha (pink salmon) is the source of this 710-nucleotide messenger RNA. RefSeq names its product ORM1-like protein 1. Gene Ontology annotation, biological process: ceramide metabolic process; intracellular sphingolipid homeostasis; negative regulation of ceramide biosynthetic process. Gene Ontology annotation, cellular component: endoplasmic reticulum membrane. The record is from RefSeq and is a predicted model, not a curated record. The coding region runs from base 46 to 507 and encodes 153 amino acids. The transcript has 2 exons. Lineage: Eukaryota; Metazoa; Chordata; Actinopteri; Salmoniformes; Salmonidae.